Messenger RNA from Herpailurus yagouaroundi (jaguarundi), 2509 nucleotides. It is a transcript of the gene LPXN, whose product is annotated as leupaxin. Gene Ontology annotation, biological process: negative regulation of B cell receptor signaling pathway; transforming growth factor beta receptor signaling pathway; endothelial cell migration. NCBI's taxonomy places the organism in Eukaryota, Metazoa, Chordata, Mammalia, Carnivora, Felidae. The coding region runs from base 786 to 1949 and encodes 387 amino acids. The record is from RefSeq and is a predicted model, not a curated record. The transcript has 9 exons.
ACCGCUGGCGGCGCGCGCGCCCGCCACAGACGUGCAGCGGACCAAUCGGAGAGGAGGGACGGCUUCUUCGCCCUGCCCCUCGCGGCCUCUCACGCAGCGACGUACCAGGUUCCCUCCCCCACCCCUUCCUUCAACCAAUCAGGAAACGGCUCUAAGGGAGCGCGCGAGGUUUCCUUCCCCGCGCACCCGUUCUCACCGUUAAACGGCUGCGUCUCGCGACAAUCCUAAAGUGACCUUCCUCCCCCCCUCCCCCGCCCCACGAGCUCAACGCGCGCUAGGGGCAGUGGGAGGAGCAGGUCCCGCGAGGAGAUUGGUGGGAGGAAAACGCACCUUUUUCCCCGCCUCGCGCGCACCCUGGACUGGCUGCGCGCGCACCUGCCUCCCUAAGGAGCCGCUAAUGCCACAGGGCUCUUUCUAUCCUUCUUCCUUAAGCCGUGGAAGUAGCCUUGGCGUUCUUCUGCCUCCACCCCGACCCCACUUUCCUGUCUGUGGCCUUUCUGUCCCCAGCGCCGCCAGGUCUUGCGGAAAGAAGGGGAAAAUUUUUUGAGUUGUCGCUUCUCCUUUAAGAAAAAAAACGCCGUCGGCUGCCGGAUGAAAGUCUCUGAAAAAAUGGCGGCGGUAGAACAGAGGCGGGGUCGUGAGGGCAAGGAGGGCCCGCCUCUUGGCGCAUGCGCAGGGUCAACUUGUCAAAAGGCAUCCUGGGAGAUGAAGUCCUGAAUAUCCUGAGCUUUAGGAAAAGAUGACAGGCAACCGGAGGCGUAGAGGAUGCUGGGAGGUUUUGAGUGAUGCACGAUGGGAAAGAUGCCUUAUUGGAGGAACUGGAACGCUCCACUCUCCAGGACAGUGAUGAAUCCUCCAGCUCAGCUCCUCUUUCCCUGGAUCAGCAUUCCAGAAAGGAGACUGACCUUGCUGAGACUUCAGGUGUCCCUUCUGUUCAGAAUGAUACAAGUCCCUUGCUGGUACAGCUCGUGUAUACGACCCAUAUCCAGGAGCCCAAUAUCUACAGUGAGGCCCAAGAGCCAAACAAAGCACGGCUGCCUCCUAAAACCUCAGCAGCUGCCCAGCUGGAUGAGCUUAUGGCCCAUCUGUGUGACAUGCAAACCCAGGUUGCAGCGAAAGCAGAUGCCAGCAAGAAGCACUUAGCAAACAAGCAGGAUCAGAAAGCCUCCCUGGACUCAAUGCUGGGGGGUUUGGAGCAGGACCUGCAGGACCUUGGAAUUGCCACAGUGCCCAAGGGCCACUGUGCUUCCUGUCAGAAGCCGAUUGCUGGCAAGGCGAUCCAUGCUCUGGGGCAAGCGUGGCACCCGGAGCACUUCGUCUGCGCUCACUGCAAAGAGGAGAUUGGCUGCAGUCCCUUCUUCGAGCGCAGUGGCUUGGCCUACUGCCCCAAGGACUACCACCACCUUUUCUCCCCGCGCUGUGCUUACUGCGCUGCUCCCAUCCUGGACAAAGUGCUGACGGCAAUGAACCAGACCUGGCAUCCGGAGCACUUCUUCUGCUCGCACUGCGGAGAGGUGUUCGGGGCGGAAGGCUUUCACGAGAAGGACAAGAAGCCGUACUGCCGGAAGGAUUUCUUAGCCAUGUUCUCACCCAAGUGUGGUGGCUGCAACCGCCCAGUGUUGGAAAACUACCUUUCAGCCAUGGACACCGUCUGGCACCCGGAAUGCUUUGUUUGUGGGGACUGCUUCAGCAGUUUUUCUGCUGGAUCCUUCUUUGAACUGGACGGACGUCCCUACUGUGAGCUGCAUUACCACCAGCGCCAAGGAACACUGUGCCGCGGGUGCGGGCAGCCCAUCACCGGCCGCUGCAUCAGUGCCAUGGGCCACAAGUUCCAUCCUGAGCACUUUGUCUGUGCUUUCUGCCUGACACAGUUGUCAAAGGGCGUCUUCAGGGAGAAGGAUGACAAGACCUACUGUCAACCCUGCUUCCACAAACUCUUCCCACUGUAAUCUCAGCUGACCCCACGGUCCCCGCAGAUGCCCUGUAAAGUUUAAACCAGGAGAGCAAAGAGUGCUCUGUUGUUACCGCUCUUCUCAGUGGGCAUAGAGAGAAAGUAAAUAGAUCUAGAAAGAACCUUCUAGAUGUUACAUGGCUAGGCUUGCAGUCUUAGGUUUUAGAUUUCUAGUCUUUUUUUUUUUUUUUUUUUUUUAAAUCGGGUACUUGGAUCUAGAUCUAGGUCCUGCUGUUAGUGCCUCUGCAGAUGCGUCUUCCACAUGAACACAUUUAUUUCACCGCUGGUUUUCUCCCAUUUUCACCCCGGGGACGACCCUGCCCAUGUCUUCUCUCCUGUGGCCCUCGUAACUAGGCCCUUUCACACCUCCCUGGUUUCCCUCUGGGACUCACUUUCCUUUGACCGCUGCAUUAUCCUUGCUGUCAGCAGUCCCGAGGUCCCUCCCAAGUUCCCUUCAUCUCUCUUCAGUAUACUUCUCUUUUUCAAGAGGAUGUCGGUUUUAACUGGACUACUUUGAGUACCAGCAUCACUGAUAAAUAAAACGGCUUUUAGUUUUAA